Molecule: messenger RNA, 678 nt
Organism: Eruca vesicaria subsp. sativa (arugula)
Lineage: Eukaryota; Viridiplantae; Streptophyta; Magnoliopsida; Brassicales; Brassicaceae
Source: the annotation of a GenBank genome assembly
AUGAUGAAAUCGAUGAGAAAAGCAUGUGAGCAUGAUAUAGAGCUAAGUGACAGAGAGAGAGAACUACUAGCAAUUGGCUACAAAAAGGUGAUGACGACUAAGAGAGCUUCAUUGAGAACAUUCUUUUCCAUUGAAGAAAAGGAAGACUCCAAAGGAAACAAACAAAACGUGAAUUUGAUUAAUAAAAAAAUUGAGAUGGUUAAAGAUGAGUUUUUCAAUGUUUGUAAUGACAUUUUGUCUCUCAUUGAUUCUCAUCUCAUUCCAUCAACUAACAAUGUCGAGUCAACCGUUUAUUACUACACAAUGAAAGCAAAUUAUUUUCGAUACAUGGCAGAGUUUGGUUCUGAUGCUGAACGUGAAGGAGCUGCGAAUAAUUCUGUUGACGCAUAUAGGAUUGCAAUGGAAAUGGCAGAGAGUGGUUUAUCACCAACGAAUUUGGUUAGGCUUGGCUUGGCUUUGAACUUCUCGAUUUUCAGCUAUGAGAUCCUUAAAUCUACUGAAAGUGCGUGUAAGUUGGCUAAAAAGGCUUACGACAAUGCAAUCUCUGAACUUGACGGUGUUGACAAGCGAUCAUACGAAGAUGCCAUGUUUAUCGUAGAGAUACUUCGAGGCAAUCUUUCCGUGUGGACAGGCGGUAAUGACAUACUUAGAGAUAAUAGAGUUUUUUUUAUUGCCUAG